AUGCCUGAAGCCGUAAGAGACGAUUUUUUUCGUUUAAAAGGGAGUGCUUUGGAAACUUUUGCUUCAAAUUGGCGGAAAGCAGAAUGUAAAAUAAUAGAAUUUUGUAAACAGAAAUUUACGAAGAGUUUAGCCGUCUUUGAUAUCUUAAGGAAGGCAGAGGAAGCUGAAGAAAACUUUGAUAUUCCUGGACGCAUGAAAUGUGUCUUAAAGUUGACACUGCAUGCAGCAGCCAAUACGCAACCGUCCCAAAACAAAAAAGGAUCAACUGCUGACGGAUGGAAUCUUCUGUACCAGUCAUUCAAUGAAAUUCUUCUUCCGGAGGAGGCUGCAAAUCGUGCUAGCGACAUGGAGUUGCUUGGUGUCUUGGACAUAAAUGGGGAAUAUUACAUCAAGAUCGACAAUUCGGCUGUAGCUCUUACUGAAACUAAAUCUUUUGAACAAUCAGUGGGUUAUUUGCUAAUGUACUAUCACAUCCUAGACAUCAAUUAUCCCUCAAAAUUGAAAUUUGUUUAUGGAUUUCUUGAAACUAUGUUUGAAAUUGUCCUCUCAAUGAAUCCAUCCAAAAAAAUUAAAGAUUUGUGUUCCUUUGUUUUCAAUUGA
This is a messenger RNA of Daphnia pulicaria, 600 nucleotides long. RefSeq lists its product as uncharacterized. The record is from RefSeq and is a predicted model, not a curated record. Lineage: Eukaryota; Metazoa; Arthropoda; Branchiopoda; Diplostraca; Daphniidae. Bases 1 to 600 code for a protein of 199 amino acids. The transcript is spliced from 4 exons.